Ciona intestinalis (vase tunicate) is the source of this 1370-nucleotide messenger RNA. RefSeq names its product putative RNA-binding protein EIF1AD. Lineage: Eukaryota; Metazoa; Chordata; Ascidiacea; Phlebobranchia; Cionidae. Gene Ontology annotation, biological process: translational initiation. Gene Ontology annotation, cellular component: nucleus. The record is from RefSeq and is a predicted model, not a curated record. Gene Ontology annotation, molecular function: translation initiation factor activity; RNA binding.
UUUUUAGUUUAAUUAAUAUUAUGAUAAACACAAUAAUAAUUGUAUCAGAAAACACCUUUCUUUGCAACAAUCAUUUCAACUGAAGACGUCACUCUUUCCGAUUAUGGCGGCUUAAAUUUGUCACCGGUGUAACGUGGCAGCUAAACUGCUAUUGCUGUCAAAAAAAGCUCAUCAAAAAACUAUAAUCUCUAUUUCCAUUAACUUUAUAUAUUAUCUACUGGUAUUAAUAUUAUACCAAUGACUGCUGCAACAAAACGUAAACAUGUGAUCAAAGAAGUGCUGGAAAACUUCAGCAUGCCGGCACCAGAUCAAACAAUUGUGAAAGUUCUGGGUAAUUCUGGCUCAAAUUUACACGAAGUUAUUACCCCUUCUGGGGAGAGAUUUCUCGCCAGUCUUCCUGUCAAGUUUCGGAAGAAUAUUUGGAUCAAACGCGGUGAUUAUGUCAUCACAGAGCCUAUUAUUGAAGGCGAUAGAGUCAAAGGUGAAAUAGUGAGGAUUCUUUACGCUCAACACAUCAAAGAAAUAAAAAUUUGCAAAAUGUGGCCGAAAGAAUUUGAAGAAAAAGUCAAUGAUUUCGAGAUUGUAAAAGAAACAGAAAAAUUGAAAAUUUCAAAUGAAUCCGUCGAAGGAAGUGAGGAGGAUAGCGAUGAUGAUGAUCUAUCGGACAUCUUCGUCAAUACAAAUCGCCCUCCUGAGAUUUUCCUCUCUGACUCAGAAGAGGAAACAUCAGAUGAAGAAUAAAUAUGAAACAUAUUUAUUGAUAUUUGCCAAAAGAUUUAAUAAAAUCACAUCUUCAUUCAAACUUAACAAUAACAUGGGAGUUUUGUUUAUAAAGACUUGUUUUUUUAAGAGGGAAAUUUGUGGUAGAAAUAUGUGAAAUGUACACAUAACCUCUAUGGUGGCAACCUUGAAAUGCUAUUUCUACUUGUGUUGUAAUACUUGCAGUGGCACAUCUAGAGUUUCAGAAUCAUUUUUAACAAAAUGAAUGUGGGGAUAAUAGAAAGAUAAAGUAACUGAUCAGUUUUUGGUAAUAGGUCCACAAAUAUGAUCAUAAAAUGAGCCCCAAAAUGUGCCAGUGUUUGUUAAAUAUGGUGAUUAGAAAUUAAAAGUAGUGCCAUAUAUCACAAGAGCUUGUUUUGUGGUAUAUUAUUUUGCGUUUUUUUGUUAAAAUGAAUGUCACAUAAUAUAAUUCUGGACUCUUGUUGAUUAUCAAGGUGUAUUAAAGUUAGAAAAUCAAGUAUUUAUAUAUAGCUUACAAUAUGUUGACAUCUGUCUUUCAAAAACUCCCAGUGACAGCUCUCAGCAUGAAUGAGGAUCAUAUAUUUGUUGGUGCGUUAUUAUUUUAACUUUUACAAUACAAGAAUACAAAG